Messenger RNA from Talpa occidentalis (Iberian mole), 1652 nucleotides. It is a transcript of the gene PSMA4, whose product is annotated as proteasome 20S subunit alpha 4. Lineage: Eukaryota; Metazoa; Chordata; Mammalia; Eulipotyphla; Talpidae. The coding region runs from base 210 to 995 and encodes 261 amino acids. The record is from RefSeq and is a predicted model, not a curated record. Gene Ontology annotation, biological process: ubiquitin-dependent protein catabolic process. The transcript has 9 exons. Gene Ontology annotation, cellular component: cytosol; proteasome core complex, alpha-subunit complex; nucleus.
GGCUCCGGCUCUAGCCCCGGCCCUUGGUCACGUUCUCUCCUCCCGGCAUCCGCCUCUCCCAGCCCUUGCUCUUGGACUCGGAGGUUCUCGGCCUUAUGUCGGCCUCACAUCGCUCGUCUGGAUUCAUUUUCUCAGAAAGUCCCUGCUUCAUUCCUCUCCCUGUUCAGCUCUUGGCUCCUGUCUGGAAUUGUAGAAAGAUAAGAUAAAAGAUGUCUCGAAGAUAUGACUCGAGGACCACUAUAUUUUCUCCAGAAGGUCGCUUGUACCAAGUUGAAUAUGCCAUGGAAGCUAUUGGACAUGCAGGCACCUGUUUGGGAAUUUUAGCCAACGAUGGUGUUCUGCUUGCAGCAGAGAGACGCAACAUACACAAGCUUCUUGAUGAAGUCUUUUUUUCUGAAAAAAUUUAUAAACUCAAUGAGGACAUGGCUUGCAGUGUGGCAGGCAUAACUUCAGAUGCAAAUGUUCUGACUAAUGAACUGAGGCUCAUUGCUCAAAGGUAUUUAUUACAGUAUCAGGAACCGAUCCCCUGUGAGCAGUUGGUUACAGCACUGUGUGAUAUCAAACAAGCUUAUACACAGUUUGGAGGAAAACGACCGUUUGGUGUUUCAUUGUUGUACAUUGGCUGGGAUAAGCACUACGGCUUUCAGCUCUAUCAGAGUGAUCCUAGCGGAAAUUAUGGGGGAUGGAAAGCCACAUGCAUUGGAAAUAAUAGCGCUGCAGCUGUGUCGAUGUUAAAACAAGACUACAAAGAAGGAGAAAUGACUUUGAAGUCAGCACUUGCUUUAGCUAUAAAAGUUCUAAAUAAAACCAUGGAUGUUAGUAAACUGUCUGCUGAAAAAGUGGAAAUUGCCACGCUGACAAGAGAGAAUGGGAAGACGGUCAUCAGAGUCCUCAAACAAAAGGAAGUGGAGCAGUUGAUCAAAAAACAUGAGGAAGAAGAAGCUAAAGCUGAACGAGAAAAGAAAGAAAAAGAACAAAAAGAAAAAGAUAAAUAAACAAAAUCAGAUUUUUCUAACUCAUUUGGGAACCAUUUCAGAGUAAAAGUUGUCCUCCUCUUCCACACUGAGAAAGCUUUGACUUUUUUUUAAACUUGUAUAGUGGGAAAAUAGGACAUGACGAACUGAAUUCGGUCCUUGUUGCUGUCCUGUUGAACACUUCAUGGACAUCCUAAUCACCUUCUACCCUUUUUUUGGAAUAAAACUUGGAAAGAAUGGAAAUUGUGAAGGAAACAAUUUUGUAGCAAUAAUUGUUAAAGAUACUAGGAUUAAUAGGGCUAUGAUCUUUCCAUGCUUUAUACUGUGGCAGCCCUUGCAAUUACUUGCAAGUAAGAGUUAAAAUUGACAAAUGUAAACAUCAUAAAAAGAGAAAGAUGGGACUAUGCAGUAAGGAUUUCCUUUGCUGUCAUUCUAUGCCAUCGUGAAGCACCUUCGCACAAUUUAGCAAAACUGAAAACUGUCCUGGCCUCUGAUAGAGUAAUUUGAUGAGGCCUAACCUGGGAAACAAUCACUUUACUGGGUAUUGCAGUCUUUGAUUUUGAUGGGUAUUCAUACUGGAAAGUGGGAGCUGUGCUUACUUGAAACUGUGUGUGUGUGCACAUGCAUACAUGUUACACAUACAUUAAUAAAUCAUGGAAGACAAGUCAAAUGAAAACC